Drosophila subobscura is the source of this 1770-nucleotide messenger RNA. RefSeq names its product nucleoside diphosphate kinase 6 (gene nmdyn-D6). The record is from RefSeq and is a predicted model, not a curated record. Gene Ontology annotation, molecular function: nucleoside diphosphate kinase activity. The coding region runs from base 93 to 548 and encodes 151 amino acids. Gene Ontology annotation, biological process: UTP biosynthetic process; GTP biosynthetic process; CTP biosynthetic process. Lineage: Eukaryota; Metazoa; Arthropoda; Insecta; Diptera; Drosophilidae. The transcript is spliced from 2 exons.
UUCAAACAACAACAAAAUUACAUGGAAGCCGGCAAACUUUAUAAGAAAACACUUAAUUACCUUCGUUUUGAAACGUUUUACUUAACAAUAUAAUGGAAAUAACAUUGGCCGUGAUCAAGCCGCACGUGCUGCGCAACACAUACGCCCUGCAGCAGAUUAAAGCCCUGAUUGAAGAGAACUUUCGCGUGCUCGACCAUAAGGAGGUGCACAUUACGAAAGAACUAUCGGAUCGUUUCUAUGCGGAGCACCGGGGCAAGUUUUUCUACCACCGCCUGACCACCUUCAUGAACAGCGGACCCUGCUAUGCGCUCAUACUGCAGUCGGAGGCCUCCAUACAGAAGUGGCGCCGCCUGAUGGGACCGACCAAGGUGUUUCGUGCCGUCUACACCGAACCGCAGUGCAUACGUGCGCUCUACGGCCUGUCCGACACACGCAACGCCUGCCACGGUUCGGAUAGCGAGGCCUCGGCCCUGCGUGAGAUUGGCAUUCUGUUUCCGGAGUUCGAUGUGCUUGCCGUGGCUGACCGCGAGUCCAAAAAGAGGACGUAAUAGGGUCGCUAUUCUAGUCAAUUAUUAGCCAAACGUUUGGCCCAGCAUUUUUGUAAUUAUAAGACAGAAUCAGUGAAUAUUUGGAAAGCCCUUGGGUGCUGCUUUUGUAGGUGCAUUUUGAGUCGGCAGUUCUCGGUGGUCCCACUGUAUUUGGUACAAAAGCUGCCGUAGAGUGGAGCUCCUCAUGUCUGUGACUGCCUCUACUGAGUAGAGAGCCGGACAGGAAGCUGAUGCGUCGCAGGACUGCUGAUAUUCUAAUCUCACUCAACGAGUACACGUUCAAGUGGAAGACAAUACUGUGCGGUCUACUCAAAACACCAUUACUCCUAGAUGGCAUUGUAUUUUGUGUGUUUCAAAAACUUUAUUUUUCAUCAAUUUCUGGUUUACAUAAUACAAUUCAUUACUCAUUUAUGUUUUACGUGGUAGGUACAUGUAUAGAUAGAGAUUUUCGAUUUGUUUCUGGUUACCGUUUUAGCUCCAUUGUAAAUAGUUUUGUAAUUGUAAUAAAAAUUAUAAAAUUUAUAAACUUAACAAAUUAUACAAAUAUCUACUCGUAUUUGUGUGUUGUGUAGCUGUAGUGUAGCCCUAUAUAAAGAUAUAGAUAUACAUAUGUAUAUAUGUUUUUUUUUUGUAUUGUAUAUCGGUUCAGACAAUUGAUAGAAAAGAGAAGCAUCGCCAAAGAAAUGGGAAAACAGAAACAGAGAAAAAUCAAAAACCAAAAUUGUAAAUUCCUUUUGUGGGUGCGAGCGAGACCGCGCACCCCCUUCCAUCUGUCUGUCUGUCUUUUUCUAACUCGUGCAAGUGGGCACAAAACAAAAAAAAAACACCGAAACGCAUAUAAAAUAUUAAAUUAUAAAAUAGGGAGAUUUUUUUUUUCGCUGAAGGCAACAAUUUCACAAAGCUCUACAGAUCUAAAAAAAAAAAAAAAAAGGAAAACUAAAUUGAGGGAUAGAUUCAUUAACAAUUAUCCAUAUUCCAUAUUAAUAUUGUUAAUUUUUUGCUUUGUUUUUGUUUUUUUGCUAUUUUUUUGGUUUUGCAUUUUUUUCUCAUUGUUUGCGAUCCCUACUUUUUGUAUCAAUUAGAAAUCUUUAAUGCCUAUUUUGCAGUCCUACAAUUUUCACAAUUCGCACAAGCGUCUCGUCUCGUCUCCUUUUUCCAGUAUGAAACGUUCUUUAAAUCGUUUUUUGUUUGUAUUUUUUAUGUUUUUAAUAUUUUUUUUGUU